Aspergillus alliaceus is the source of this 1722-nucleotide messenger RNA. RefSeq lists its product as uncharacterized. The transcript is spliced from 3 exons. The coding region runs from base 200 to 1354 and encodes 384 amino acids. The record is from RefSeq and is a predicted model, not a curated record. Lineage: Eukaryota; Fungi; Ascomycota; Eurotiomycetes; Eurotiales; Aspergillaceae. Gene Ontology annotation, cellular component: nucleus; proteasome regulatory particle, lid subcomplex; cytoplasm. Gene Ontology annotation, molecular function: endopeptidase activator activity; ubiquitin binding; proteasome binding. Gene Ontology annotation, biological process: ubiquitin-dependent protein catabolic process.
GCUUAGUUCCCUUCCAAUACCCUUCUCUAAACAUUGGUAACUGACGUAUCUUUGCUUCAAUCUGACUUCGUCGGCAUUCCACGUUCCCUAACUCCCAACAGUGGACCGUCGAAACUCUCAUCUCAACUCAUAAACAAACAAUACCUUUCAUUCUCUCUCUUAAUCAUUAUUCCUAUUGACGGUGGCUUAAUCUUCGAUCAUGUCUAUAACUCCGAUCAUUACGUUCAAAGCAGGUAUCUGUGACUUGGAUGCAUCCUCCACAGUUAAGCCAAAACCUACCCCAGGUUAUAUCUAUCUCUACUCGGAAGAUGAGCUAGUACACUUUUGUUGGCGCCCUCGGUCUGCUCCCCACACGGAGCCCGAAUUGGACCUGGUGAUGGUCCCAUCGGACGGAAGCUUCACUCCCUACAAGCCAGCCGGAAAUGCAAAUCCUACGAACGGUCGGAUUUAUGUCUUGAAGUUUUCCUCCAGCUCUCAACGGUAUCUUUUCUGGCUACAGUCUAAGUCUCAACAUGAGAGGGGAGAUGCUAGCUGGUUCAGCCCCAGAGAUCUCAAGCUUGGAGACAUUAUCAACACGCUACUUCAGGGUGAAGAUAUUGACGUGGAGCAUGAAAUUGCGAACCUCCCCAGAGGUCCGUCUGGUGGUGACGAUGAUGAGACCAUGGAGGAUGUUGAGGGUGUGGACCAUAACCCAAACCAUAACCACGGUGGCAACAGUGGAGGUGCCGGUCCGGAUGCAACUGGGGGAGAUAUCAGGGAAGAAGGCGAGGAAUCGCGGGAGGGUGGUGCCGAUGGUGGAAGAGCGGCAGCAGCUGAUUCAGAUCCCUCUUCUGUUGUGCAGAGCUUUUUGCAAUCUUUACAAAGGAAUUCGACCCAGUCCCAGUCCCAGGACCCUGACAGACCAUUUACUACUCUGCAAGAUCUUCUUCCACCGGCGACUACGCUUCCUUUCCUAGAGUCUGCGGAUGAUAAGACUGUUGAUAAUCUCUUGAGCUUUUUACCGCCUGCAUUACUCCUCUUGGCACAAGAUGUAGAGGACGUGUCUUCUGUUGAUGACCCUGAGCUGACCGAGGCCGUCAUGGCAUCCCUCGACCUUUCACAAAAAAAAAAUAUCCUUAGAAAAGUCCUACACUCGCCUCAAUUCACCCAGAGCCUUGCAAGUUUGACGGUGGCGAUCAGAGAUGGCGGAUUACCGAGCAUUAGUGAGGCCCUCAAAAUCCCGGUUGCGAAUGGAGGGUUUAUGCGUAGAGGAGGAGUUCCGUUAGGCAGUGGUGACGCUGUUGAGGCUUUUCUCCAAGGCGUUAGGGAUCAUGUUAAAGACUCGGAUCAGGGAAACCAGAUGGAGACCGAUUGAAUUGAAUUGGAUCGGAUUGGAUAAAUAUUGAGCAUGUUAAGUAUGGACACUUUAAGGAGGUCCUGAUGAGGAGUUAGUACCCAUCGAAUGUUUCUCUUUUCAAAUCUAAACUAUAGUAAGAGGUGCUGUCAAGAGGACGAUCGAAUAAUAAUGGUGUCUGAGAUUAAUAAUAGUCUAGUUAUCUUGCAUUAGAGUUAUUUUUGGGUAUUGGCGGGACCACCGGUUAGGCAACGCCGUAAUUUGGCCACAUUUCAAGAUCAGUUUUCGUUUGGUACUGUAAUUAUUGCUCUUGGAGGGAGAGUUCCAUGACAGUUAAAAAGACCAGAGAUUGAUAUUAUAGAGUUGAAAGAUUGAUAAGAAGAAACAAA